This is a messenger RNA of Tuber aestivum (summer truffle), 2939 nucleotides long. Lineage: Eukaryota; Fungi; Ascomycota; Pezizomycetes; Pezizales; Tuberaceae. The record is from the annotation of a GenBank genome assembly.
GAGUCGUGACACGGGGCUCUUCAUUUGUUAUCUUGUUCCAUUCAACUUUUGCUUGUUUAUCGUAUGAUAUUUUCCAAUUCCCAUCGCACUCGUGCCGUACGGCCAAGAUGCGACCCGUGACCUUAGAGUCAUUCUAAUAAAUGAACAAGCUGGUCAGGCCUAGGAUCUGGUUUCUGCGACCUCCGGUUGAGUGUUUUUCCAUUUUUCCCCUUUCCUUUCAACCCACAUAUUCACAUCUUCCGCAGCGCGUACGGAGAAAACAGUGGGCCCGGAUACCCCGAGACUUACAGCAACACGCAGGUCAAUCAUCUUUUGCUUUCAACCGCCUCAGUGUCAACAAUUCGUGGUUGGGAAUUGUGGGAAGGCGUAGAGGCUGUUGGGGCCACAAGGGUGAGAAUUGGUGAGAAUUGGAGGGAGAGAGGGAACCGAGGGAGGGGAGCAAACAAUAGGAGCCAACUGAACUCUAUCGUAGGCAGCAACGGUGGACGAAGGAGGGAUGCGCUUGCAAUAUUCUCCCAAAGCGCACUGACUGGCAAUCUUACACAUCGCACUCGCACCCCCGACACCGCUGCACCUAUUGGCCUCCUUGUGCCCGGCUGUCCCUUCCCCCCUAGCAUCAUCAACGACUGACGGACCCGCCGACCGCCCUCUCUCACACCCUUCACACCGGCCUUGUGAAUCACGCUCCCUCACUUGCAUCCGCAUAUCAUAACUCUACGCUCUUUAGUUUCUUUUCGUUUGUAUCCAUCAACUCCAUUCCACUCCGCUCCACCCUUUCUCCAACUCGCUUUGAUAUCUCCAUCGCCCGCAAACAAGGGCCCGUCCACCCCCGCCAAUCACUCAUUUUGGCAGAAGGGUCUCGCUUUGUUUCUUUCGCUCUUUUUCAUUCUUUUUUUUUUUUCCUUUCAUUCUUUCCCUCGAAACAUUCCAACAUAUACCCACUCUCUCCCUUCACUGUUCUAAUCGCAAUCCAUUUCUGUCUUGCCUCUCAUGUCUACCCUCCGGGCUUGGCUGCUUCUUGUAGCAUUGGGAUUUAUGGGGGGACCGGUUGUUAAUGGUAUGUUUUUUUGUUUUUCUCUGAAAAGGAAUAAAAUCUUGCUUUUCAUUCUCUCCACCGAUGCAUAUAUUUAUUCACAUUGGAUUUUAAAGCGGAUUGCGAAUGUGGAUAUUCUUUGAAUUCUACCAUCUUCACGGAUCUCAUCGAGUCGGACUUUACGCUUCCACAAAAUAUCAGUGAUAAUACCGAUUGGGCUCUGCAGGAUUGGCAGGUUGGCAGGGAGGCUUCUAGAGGUCCGUACGGACGCAGGACUCGGUCGCAGAAUGUUGUUUCGAACCCAUCGGUUCAGCAUAAUAUCUCUGCUAAGGGUGUCAAUGGGGACCCUGCUGGUCUGGAAUUGUUUGUGAGGAGACUGGAGGAUGGUGAGGAAGAUAUCAGCGUGGCAGAGGCGGACACGAGGAGGACGGAUAUGAUGUAUGGAACCUUUAGAGCUGGUAUCAAGACUACCAGUAUUAAUGGUACCUGUGGCGCAUUCUUCUGGUGGGUCUUUUUCUCCAUCUGUGAUCAAUGUUUGUCUUGUGUGUGGCCAUCCUAAAGGUUCCCUCAUAGGUACCUGAACGAUACCCAAGAAAUUGAUAUCGAGUUCCUCUCGUCACAGCUUACGCCAACCUCAUCCUCCAUCAAUCUCGUCCUUCACUCCCUCCUGACCCAGGAACGAGGCGGCGACGCCAAAAGCACGCCAACAUUCAAGAUCAUCUCACUGCCAUUCCCAAUGGACCAAGACUUCCACGAAUAUCGUUUCGGUAAUCCCCAACUGGCAUCCCUGUUCAAUACGAGGGAGUAUUCCUCUGCUAAUCAAAUCCUUCGGAUCUCUAGACUGGCAACCGGACAGAGUCAGCUUCUACGUGGACAGCAAGUGGAUGGCCGAUAUAACCAACAGCCAAUAUAUCCCACAGAGCCCGGGGAAGAUCAUUCUUUCCCAUUGGUCCAACGGAAACCCCCUGUGGUCUGGCGGACCUCCGGAGGUGGACGCGAAAAUGACUGUCUCGUACGUUAAAGGUUACUUCAAUUCCUCGCUACCAUCUCGGCAAGAGGACUACAAGAAUCGUUGCAAGGACCGGCGGGGUUCCAAAGCUAUAUGCCCAAUUCCUGAGCAGAACGGGUCGCCAAAGGUUGGGACUGUACACUUCUUUUCGCAGCAACCCGGCACCGACAAGGCACCCAACCAAACAGUCUAUACUGGGAAGCCAAAAACGUCCCUUGGGAGCGGGCCUGCUGCCGGCAGGGAUUGCUGGAUGCUUGUCUGUUCGGUGUUGUUGGCGAGCUUUAUGAGUUUGGUUUUAUAAGAGAUUAGGAGCAAUUAGAGUAAUAACUAUGAGCUGUUUCUUUUCCUCCCUUUCCCUUUUUCCCUUCCUCUUUUAUUUCCAUUUAUGUGGUGUUGGUGCUUUCCUUGCAGUAUGAUUCUGUAUUUUUGUCAUUUUUUUCUUCCUCUUUUCUCUUGUCACGGUAUUCCCUAAAUGAUAACCAAUGAGACGGCAAGCAAGGGGUUUCCUGUAAAAAAAAAAGCUAAUAUCUUUUAUUUAGUGGAUAUUUGCAUCUUGGGGUUUUCUUUUUCAGUCUCACUUCUUUUCUUCCACCGGAGCUUCGGCCACGUCUCGUCUGGCUAACGUCGUGGAUAAUAUUUUUUUUUUCUUCCCUUUUUUCCCCUUGUCACCGCUCGGCUAUAUACCCAACCCACCUGUCCAACCGUGUGUUUUUUCUUCCCCAUUGCGAAUACCCUGUGCGCUAGUCACGGUGGUAUGCGCAAUUAACAGAUGGUGGUAUUCUAACUAUGUAUGGGGCACCUCUGGGCUGUGGGGAGCGGUUGAGAUUGGUGAUAACCCAAUGCGGGGGAUGCCAUAUGAUAGGAUGCUAAGGAAUGUUAUCAACUAUUCGAAGAAUU